CUUCCUUACGUACGGAGUACGGAGACGGAGGCAAUUGCUAUCAAGCCAACUUCAUAAUCGCAGUUGCAAUUGUGUUCAUCUAAUAACUAACUGCUUUAUGUUUUUGCUUAUGCAAUAUAAUCAUGUUCCGUUUCAUUGACCGCUUUAAUAUGUGAAUGUUCUUGUUGAAUAGUUGCUUCAGUUGGAAUGCCAUUUAGAUCUUCUCAAAAUGGAAAGAAUAUUCAAAAUAAAAACGAAAACGGAUAGGGUACCAAUAAGUACCUACCCCUCUGAACGACGAUAUUCAGCAUCAAUGGUUAUUGGACUUAGCGUGGUAUUUCUUCAACUCUUCUUUUACUCAAUUCUAAUGGGAACUUUGAUAUUGCACAAGAUGACUGUACACCCGUACAUAAAUAAUAUCCCGGAUCAGAAUAAUACCGAAGAAGUUACUGUUAAUUCUACGGAAAUAGUAAAUUUGACUGAAUUAAAUCCAAAUAAUUCAAAUAAAAUGCAGGUCCAACUUUUAAAAUUAUAUAAAAAGGUCGAUAGGGAUCUUGAUAUCAUAUUGGAACAAAACAAACAUUUACAUGUUGUACUUAAUGAAAAUUCAGAAAUGUAUAUUAAUGUCGCAGUUCUUAUGUGUUCGGGUUGCUUUUUAAUGGCUUUUGGUUAUAUUCUAGCUUUUGGACUAGGUGUGUUAGCCUGGAAGCAGUGGUACAUUGAUCAUAAUAUCACACUUUUCUUUUUAGCGUCAGCUUUUUCAUCUCUUACUGCAGCAAUAGCUUUACUAAUUUCUGUGUUUACCUGUAUCAACUUAGAUUAUGAUUAUGACACCUACACUUACGAAGUUAAUAGAGUAACGCCAAUAACUUUUAGUUUAGCUAUGAACAUUACAAUAUUAUCAACGAUUGGACUAAUAUGGUCGUUCUUAGCGUCAAAAGUUGCUUACGUAGGAAUGAAAUCUGGUUAUCCAGAUGAUAUGAUUUUUAAUAAAGUUGGAAGACACGUAGAAGUUAGUACAGAACAAAAGGGUAACAAAAAAUGCGUCUUUCCACAAGAUAUUAUAGAUCGUUUCCCUUCUAAUGUCAAACUAGCUAAAUAUUUGCCGACAAAAGAAAAUGGCAAUUUACCAAAAUCUGAAAGUACAUUGGAAUUUCAGCAAAGGGUUAAUCGAUUUUUGUCAGAAGUACCAGAAAACUCUGUGAAAAACUGUUAAACUAUUAUAGGUUAACUCACAAUAUUUGUUUGGAGUAAUUAUUAGGAUUUAUUUCUUACUUAAGUUGUUUCUAUGGAAACGAGUGGUCGAAAGUAAGUGAGUCAAAAUACCUUCGUCCAGUGGCGGCUUAUCCUAAGGGUCCACAGGGCCAUGGCACUAGCGCAAAAUAUGUCGGUCAAUAUUUAUGUUUUAUUUUAGUUCAAUAAUUAUACAAUUGUUGGCUCUAAUGGCUAAACGAGGCAUAUUAUGUAAAUAAUGUAUCAUUAUGUUUUUGAUGCCGAUGAUAAAAUUCGAUUAUUCCACAGAAGAGAGAACAUGUUAUUUCAAGACACAACAAAUAAUUCAAUCGACUAAUUCAUCUCACUGGACUGACUAUAUUUCGUCCGAGCCACAUCGCACAACGGCCCGCUCGGCUAGCAUAGCAAUAUAUUGAAACGCUUACGUCAUACAUGCAGAGAGUACGUGUUUAAUACGUUUAAACGGGGCCAUCGAUCGAGUGGCUAGGAUUAGUUUUUUAAAUAUUUCAGUCGCAUGUUGGCUGAUGGCGGUUGGCAUUGUGCAUAACUGCAUUGGGGGACCGGCCCACUUAAGUUGAAUGUUUUAUUAGCUUUUUUUGUAACAAUAAAUACAAAUAUUGUUUACAAAUCGUCCGAGGCAAAUGAAAUAAGCAAUUUGUUAAUAUAACCUUUUUUUACGUUCUCGUUCCAGGACAAAAUUCAAAUGACAAAAUUUGGAAUUCCUCUUCCCGACAUAGAAAUUACAUAAACGCAGAAGGCUUCCACCGCUAGUUUGUCAAGUUUGAUCAGCCGUAUAAGAAAGUUUAAUAUGAAUAUAUAUUUAAAAAAUAACUGGAUUAAUGAUUAUGAUCAAAAAAAGCUACGGUUUGUUAGAACAGUGCGCGACGUUGGCCGUACUCGUACGCCAGAAUCUGUCGCGUUCGACUCACGUCUGAACUGGUCUGUUCAAAUAUAAAUCACUUUAACUUGUUCUGUUGAUACAUGCAGUUACCAUGAAUCAAAUAACAAGUUAGUAGCGAUUAUUGCAAUGGAAUAAAAAGAUGAAAACGAAUUGUGCAAUUUCUGCUUUUCACUUGAGAAAUGCAUAUCUAUUAAUACUUCAGCCUCUUUAGAAAAAAAAUUGACGUUUUAUCACUUUAAUUAUCACAAACUAUCCUAAUCUCAUUUCACUUGACAGUCUACUGCAUUCUUAGCUGAACGAAUGCGUCCAAGUCAAAUUCAAGAUGAUUUCGACGUAAACUGAUGUCUGCCUAACUGUGCUGAGGCUAACAAACUAUUCCCAUAGUAAUAACAAUGUUAGAUUUCAGGGAACCUGCCCAGCGCUCAGCAGAUUGAAUUUUGCGUCGCGCAUUGUUCUAAGAGCUGAAGUCUACCUACGCUUAACUUUUUGUUGACAUUUUAUUGAUAUGAUAGAUUGAGGGCAAAUAUUUAUUACACAAUGAAAUAAUUCUGAACAGUUGAAGGGUAGGAUCAAACAAAACGGUAUACUUACAGCACUUGCGAAGAAAGAAUCUUCGCCCGCUUGCGUAUUGUACACAUUCCGAUAAAGCUUCAUCUGUAAAACUGCGUAAAAGUGAGCUAAAUUGUAUUCUUAUAUUUUCUUCACUUGUACUGAUUACAUCUAUUGUUUAAACUAAAUUAGUUUGUACUUAAAUUACUUAUACUUACACAUUAAAUGAUGGUAUCGCUGAGCUAUUUUGUGAUAUAGGACAAGACUUUUAAUUUUAUGUAACAAAUACAUUUAUAAUUUUUUUU
Molecule: messenger RNA, 2967 nt
Organism: Psylliodes chrysocephalus
Lineage: Eukaryota; Metazoa; Arthropoda; Insecta; Coleoptera; Chrysomelidae
Source: the annotation of a GenBank genome assembly